Staurois parvus is the source of this 334-nucleotide messenger RNA. The record is from the annotation of a GenBank genome assembly. NCBI's taxonomy places the organism in Eukaryota, Metazoa, Chordata, Amphibia, Anura, Ranidae.
AUGAUCCGUACAGAGAUAACGGGGGCCGAGAUCGCAGAGGAAAUGGAGAAGGAGAGGAGGCUGUUUCAGUUACAGAUGUGUGAGUAUCUUAUUAAAGUUAAUGAAAUCAAGACAAAGAAGGGUGUGGAUCUGCUACAGAACCUUAUCAAGUAUUACCACGCGCAGUGCAAUUUUUUUUCAGGAUGGCUUGAAAACUGCAGACAAAAUGAAGCAGUAUAUUGAGAAACUGGCUGCAGAUUUAUAUAACAUAAAACAAACACAAGAUGAAGAGAAGAAGCAGCUCACUGCCCUGCGGGACCUCAUCAAGUCUUCUCUUCAGCUGGAUCAGAAAGAG